AUGGAGCUGCAAAUAUUCUUUUCCAAGGACGAGUUCUUCAACCUGCCCAAUAAUCCGCAACAGAAAAGAUUUCCACUUUGCACUAACUAUACAGCAAAAAGGAUCUUGGUUGCUGUAGCUACAAGCUUAGACAUAACGCCGCCCAGGAUUGUCAAUGUGGACCAUCCAUUCAUAUUGCUGUUGCAAAAUCGAGAAGAUGGGGCUGCAAAUAUUCUUUUCCAAGGACGAGUUCUUCAACCUGUCCAGGUCAUAGUUAAGUGA
Messenger RNA from Acanthoscelides obtectus, 261 nucleotides. The record is from the annotation of a GenBank genome assembly. Lineage: Eukaryota; Metazoa; Arthropoda; Insecta; Coleoptera; Chrysomelidae.